Messenger RNA from Solanum tuberosum (potato), 1367 nucleotides. RefSeq names its product germin-like protein subfamily 1 member 20. The record is from RefSeq and is a predicted model, not a curated record. Lineage: Eukaryota; Viridiplantae; Streptophyta; Magnoliopsida; Solanales; Solanaceae. The transcript has 2 exons. Bases 104 to 1255 code for a protein of 383 amino acids. Gene Ontology annotation, molecular function: manganese ion binding; protein binding.
UCCCCCAUAGAAAAACCCCAAGUGACAGUAUCGUCUUCAUAGCUAAAACCCUAAAAACCCUAAUUGCGGCAGAAGCUUCAGAGAAAAUUCACAGGACACAACAAUGGAGAACAAUCAAUUGUUAAAAAUUUCAGAAAUAGAAGGAAGAGGAAGAGGAAUUGUUGCUACUCAAACCCUAAAACCUGGACAAAUCAUCCUCAAAGACUCUCCUCUCCUUCUUUACUCUGCUUCUGUGAAGAACAGCACUUAUUGCUCAAAUUGCUUCAGGGUAAUCCUCCAAUCUCCAAUUCCUUGCUCAUGGUGCACUUCUUCAUUCUUCUGUACCUCUAAUUGUCAGUCUAUAGCUUUAUCCUCUUCUCAUACUCCUUGGGUUUGCCAAUCCUUAACUCACUUAAGAAACACCUUUUCUUCUCAUAAUAAUUUGAAUGUAGAUCAACAAAUUCAAGCUUUUUUUCUUAUCUCAGCUUAUAAUUUAGCAGUGAUUUCUCCUUCUUCGUUUCGUGUGCUGUUAUCUCUUCAAGGGGAUUCGUCAUUUGUGUCGGAAAGUGAUGUUCUUUUGCUUCAUUCUCUUGUUGCUACGUGCCCGUCGUUGAAUCUUGGUGAAUUUGGGUUCUCUAAGGAGCUUACUGCGGCUCUUUUGGCUAAGGAUAAGGUGAAUGCAUUUGGGUUGAUGGAACCUUUUGAGGCUGAUAGAGAAAGGGGUGUUAGGGCUUAUGGGAUUUAUCCGAUGGCGUCGUUUUUCAAUCAUGAUUGUCUUCCGAAUGCGUGUAGGUUUGAGUAUGUUGAUACGGAUGUUAAUAGCAGGAGUAAUACUGACAUGGUUGUUAGGGUGAUUCAUGAUGUUCCUGAGGGGAGGGAGAUUUGUUUGAGUUAUUUCCCUGUGAAUUUUAAGUAUUCGGAAAGGCAGCAAAGGUUGAAGGAGGAUUAUGGUUUUACUUGCAAUUGUGAUCGGUGUGUGGUUGAGGCUAAUUGGUCUGAUGGUGAGGAUGAUGCUAUGGAUAAGGAGGGUGAGGAAAAUGAAGACGAAGCGGAAGAGGAUGAAGAGAUGGAGGAAGACGUGGAUGAUGAAGUAAAUGUAAAUGGCGAGGUGGAGGAGAGGGAUCAAGAUUUUCCUCACGCGUAUUUCUUCCUUAGAUACAUGUGUAAUCGAGAGAAUUGCUGGGGUACAUUGGCUCCGUUGCCUCCUGAUGCAUCUCUAUCCUCAGUUAUGGAAUGCAAUGUUUGUGGUAAUUUGAGCAAAUCUGAUGAGCUAUAAGGUUUGCGCUGGGGACUAUUGAAUUUUAGUGAAUGGAAAGAUUUGCAAAGACCCGAAGCUUGCAAAAGCGGAUGAUUUCUUUGCUUCAGGUCUUAAUGUUAGGGGAAAUGCA